Teleopsis dalmanni is the source of this 2890-nucleotide messenger RNA. RefSeq lists its product as uncharacterized. The record is from RefSeq and is a predicted model, not a curated record. Gene Ontology annotation, biological process: G protein-coupled receptor signaling pathway. Bases 1 to 2850 code for a protein of 949 amino acids. Lineage: Eukaryota; Metazoa; Arthropoda; Insecta; Diptera; Diopsidae. The transcript is spliced from 11 exons. Gene Ontology annotation, cellular component: membrane. Gene Ontology annotation, molecular function: G protein-coupled receptor activity.
AUGGGUGUUUGGAGUCGUCUAAGUAUGUUAGUAACAGAAUGGGGCAAUAGAGGCACAUCUGGCAUAGAUAUUGACUUACGACGUGUUGAUAUUGACCAGUGCCCACAAAGAAAUACGCCUGGAACAACACAGCCUUUGAACAUAUUUGCUGGUACCGAUAAAUGCAAGCAACGCACGACCAUGUGCGAAGCAUUGAAAGGAUUGGGCUUCAGACGGGGUUCCUAUAAGUGUAUCUGUCGUAAAGGUUUUUACUUUCCUGACAUAAUAAUAGCACAAAAAUUUUUUAAUGGCAGUUUACUGGAGGAAGAAUAUGAAAAAUUAAUGUUGGGCAAGAACUCAACAUACAACAUAAUUAAUGAGUAUGAAUGUCUACCCUGUGCGGAAGGAUGCGAUUCCUGCGAAGACAGCUCGCCUUGUAUAGCAGCACUUAAUUGGCCAAUGCGUACCAGUAUCCUAGUCUUGGCAUGCACUGUCAUUGGAUUGCUGCCACCAGCAGCUUGGUUCACUUUUCGCUAUCAACAAGUUAAGGUUGUACGUGCGGCGAGUCCAGCUUUGUUGCGUGUAAUUGCCUUGGGCGCCUUUUUCAUUUACUGCACGAACAUUGUGAUGUACCCAAAUCCCAGUCUGUACACGUGUACUGCACGCAUUUGGCUCCGGGAAAUUGGAUUUUCACUAACGUAUGGUGCACUCAUGUUGAAAACGUGGAGAAUUUCUGUUAUUUUUCGCGUACGUUCAGCGAAGGCAGUAAAAAUCACAGAUGCGGCGUUGCUUAAACGCUUAGGAAUUAUUUGCGGAGUCAUUGGUACGUGUUUACUGGUGCGCACCUUGGUUUCACCGCCAGAUGUAGUGGUUGGGCGUACUGCGGAUGACUUAAAAGCAUUUCUUUGCAAAACAGACUGGUGGGACUAUACCUUCACAUCAAUGGAGGUUUUGUUCCUGGCAUGGGGUGUACGCUUGUGCAUUAUGGUACGGAAAGCACCAUCGGAAUUCAAUGAAAGCCGAUUUAUUUCGAUGGCUAUUUACAAUGAAUUUUUGCUGACAUGUUUUCUGAACGUUUCCAUGCUUUUCCUGCAAUCGCCUGCCAAUCCAGAUUUGCUUUACAUCAUAUUUUUCUGUCAUACACAAUUGACUGUGACGCUAUUGUUGGCUUUAAUAUUUGGCAGUAAGGUUUACAUUGUACUACGCAGUGGUAAAUCACAUCAGGAGAAUAUAGCUUUGGGUGCCAAAGCUUCCGGUGCGAAAUUCAAUUUUCGCCCACAAGUUCGUACAUUUGCUAAUCCCAGUUCGGUGACAACAACUACGGCUCCAGUAAUUGGCACUUCAGGUGAAACCAAGCUAUCUGAUCAGGAAGCUCUGGAAGAAAUACGCCAGUUAAGCGUGCAACUGCAGCGCAUACAGGAAAUGGCGCCACCUAAAGGCGUUGCUGUCAUGACAAUUUCAAGUUUAUUAGACGGCUUAAAAACUCCUGGUGGUAUUAUGAUGGUAGCUGCAGCUGCAACACAAGCAAGCACAGCCGGAAAUCAAUUAGUGGUACGUCAAGAACACCAUCAGGUGGCAUUGCCACUAUUAGCGUUAAACACUGAAAUGCAGAAAUACAAUCAACAAAUGCAAGCAGUGAAAAAUAAAAAUGUAAACAACACAAAUAGUAAAUUGAUAACAACAGCUGUCACAAAAUCGAAUGCAGCAACAGUUGCAACACCCACAGUAGUCAUUGCAACUCCUACAAAGGUUAUAGAAUACAAGGUUAUGCAGGAGGAGAAAUCUACAAAUACUCAUUUAAGUGGUGAUAGUUUUCACCUAGAGUCUGCGAUGGCAACUACACAAGGUCAUAUCAUUUGCAAUCGUUGCCUUGAAACUACAAAAGGGCAAUAUUACACUUGCCGUCCACACACACCUCCGAAAGCAUGCCAAUUGCUAGGUUCACCUAAUAAAGAAGGCAGCAUAAGUUUUGCAAAUAUAAAAUUAGAUUGUAUGUGUUCUCAGCCGGAUGAUUUGGAUCAAACACCAAGACGUCGUACCAAUGUGCGCAGUGCUGCCACCAAUACUCCACCUUCAACUAGCAGUAAUCGCAAACAUGGUCCAACGAAAUUUGGCAAUAGAUUUGAGAAUGGUAGUACUUCGAGUCUGCACGAUGCAAGUGAAAUGAAUGUAAACUAUCGUAUUUGUGAUAAUUGUAGAAGUAAAUUUAAUAAGAAAAGUAGUAAGCGUAUUAGUAGUAUAAGAAAUAGUAGUAGAUGUAGUAAGAGUAGUAAAAAAGAAAAACGCAAUAGACUAAUAAGUGAGGGUGAUAAAUCAGCACAAAAACACACCACUAUGACUUUGACUGAGAUCGCUGGUAUAACACAGGCACAUAGCACGGAUUUACUGGAAAGAAAAUCUUCAGUAUUAGAUGAAAAUGUGGUUGUAAGUCAGAAAAAAAUGCGUUCCACCGACGAUAUAGUCUUUUACAGCACCACCGAUGACAGCAGUGAUACACCCGAUAACGAUGAUAAUGAUCACAUAACAGACACAUUUAUUUCUCAGGAAUAUCAGACUACAGUAGAUUGUGAAAUAUUCCCUGAGGGUACAUUAGAUUCAAUUCUUACCAGUGAUAGUACUGACUUAGCAAUGCUGCCAAGUACUAGCUCUAUUACUACAACAAGUGUUAGGAAGCAAGAAUCAGGUGAGAGUGCAGUAGUUAUCCAAACAUCGCUUGGAAAUGUUUCUUCAAACUCAAACAAUUCAAGUCAGGGUGAAGGCAAUAAUGCAAAUAAUAGCAAGACAAAUGGCAAUGGACGCACAAAACGACCGGACAAAUUAAUGCUGGACUUAAAUGAUCGUUCCAAAUAUACGAAAGAAGUGUCGGUUUGAGCCUGUCAAUUUAAAUUGUUUUAGUUACUAAAAUUUCAAU